Messenger RNA from Cygnus olor (mute swan), 7719 nucleotides. RefSeq names its product ATPase cation transporting 13A2 (gene ATP13A2). Lineage: Eukaryota; Metazoa; Chordata; Aves; Anseriformes; Anatidae. Gene Ontology annotation, biological process: regulation of autophagosome size; regulation of mitochondrion organization; autophagosome-lysosome fusion. Gene Ontology annotation, cellular component: membrane. The transcript has 29 exons. Bases 3319 to 6780 code for a protein of 1153 amino acids. Gene Ontology annotation, molecular function: ATP binding; ATP hydrolysis activity; ATPase-coupled monoatomic cation transmembrane transporter activity. The record is from RefSeq and is a predicted model, not a curated record.
UGUUUUUGUUUUUUUUUUCCAUCGCGUCGCUGAAUUUGAGGCUCCCCGGGGCUCGUGCAGGAGGCCUGGGAGGGGAGAAGUGGCCUGGCUCCAGCAGCAGGGACAGGAGACGCCCUGCUCCUGGCUCGGCACGCCCAAACAGAGAUGAGAGACCACGGGAAGGUGGGCUUUGAGGAAGGUAGGAGCCCUUCACUCAACCGACGUCUGGGGAGAUGCAGGGGGUUGGGAUAUAUAUGCGUCAAAUUUUUUCUCCUCGCUGCGCUUGCCCAAGAGGGUGCUCCUCCACCGCAGCCGCCGGGCGCUUUCUCCGGCUCUGGCUCCGGGCCGGCACGCAGCGUGGGGACGUGAGGAGAGGUCCCGCCAGUCCCCGAUGCCCGACGGGGGGAAACGCCAGCGCUCCGCAGCCGCGCUUCCUGGACGGGCUUUAUCGCUGCCGGCGUCGUCAGCACGUGGCAAAGCGAACGCUGCCCCUGCUGCCGCCUGCCCGCUCCUGCGCAGUCCCUCGUUGCAAGGUGCGAGCCCAGCGAGGGUGAAAUAAGUCACCAAAAUCCACCCGUGGUAGAUUUGGGGUUGCUGCGGGGGCUCCUUGCCUACGAGGAUUUAUUUUUCCACCCAUCUCGAGCGCUUGCAGGUGGGCGAGAGCGAUUUGUCCAGGAUUACCGGCAACGGCAAAGCUUGAACCCGGUCCUCUACGUACAGACCCUGUAGCUCUUGCUGCUGAGCCCAUCUCAUCCUGUUGUUUCUCCCAGCCUUGGGGCUUUUUUCUGUCUGUGCUCCCACAGCUGAUGAUGCCACGUCUGGGUAGGACCCGACCGCCUGGAAAUACACGUUUGGCUCCGGAUGCGCAGCAGGCAGGGUGUCCUGUUUCCCUCCGGUAGCCUGCACAGGGAGUUUAUGUUGGAAAAAGCGCUGGAGAGAGAACUGAUGAGAUCUCAUCAGCAUUUAACCCCUUGCUGGGUCAGGCUUUGGAGCCGUUAAAUAUUGCUGCAUGUGACCCAGACGCUGACACAUUCAGUUUUCCAUCCCUCAUCCCUCCUUCCUGGCUUUCACCUCAUCCUGGUUUUUUCUGUUUCCCCAUCUCCAAGGGCCUGGAUGGACCUUGCCAGCCCCAUCGCACCGACCAGCCUUGCAGGCUGGACCUUCCUCUUCUCGUGUGCAACUUCCAGCCCACCUGUGGGGAUGGAGGGAGGGAGGAGGGUGCUCAGGAACCCCUGCGUGGAGCAGGGAGCCUCUGGUGGGGACCGUGAGAGCAGAGGGAGAUCUCCAAGUCCCCUUGGGGUUUGCUUCGAGAAAUGUGCCUGCAAAAAGGCUGCGACUGCAAAGGGAGCUUGCAGAGGAGGUCUCUGGGACCGGCGUGCGUCUGCUUUCGGUGUGCGUGUUGCUGCUGGGCAGAAUUGCUUUCUCUCGGGGUGAAAUUUCGGGGCAGGACCAGCACUGGCAUGUGCAAACGGUCCCCAGCUGGGGUUGCUUUUCGGAGGUGUGUUCAGAGCCACGAGACGCGUAGGCUCAAGGUGUCCAGCUCUGGUCUGGUGCAGGUUGCUCCAGCCCCUGCUAGGACACGCGCUGGCUCUCAGGGUGCCCUGAGCACGUUUCUCCCCUGUUUUCCCCCAAUCCUCAGCAGCAGGAAUUGCGUGGCUUCUCGGAAAGGUGCCAGGUAGCACCUUAGAGCAGCGCUUUGGGGUCGGCGGCGGUACGUUGCUCCCGUUCCCUUUGCACCCCCGGCAGCUCGCAGGGCUCCCUGAUUCAGGUGCCCCCGCUGCUCCCUCCUCACCUGGCUGAGUUUGCGACCGCUCCAGAGGCAGAAGCAAUCACUUCCAGCCGUUCACCGCGGGGGCAAACCGCUGCUGCGAGGACAGGAGGAGGAGGGAUGCGGCUGCCCCCGCGCUGUGUUUGCAGACGAGGUGUGGCCGCUGCGAUGCAAACUGGUCGCGCAGCUUCACUGCGCUCUGCCCUCCCUUCUCCCGGCGCCGGAUGCUUCCCGGAUACAUCCACCGGCAGGCAAGGCGACGAGGGGCGUCCCGGCCCCGUCCCAGCCCUGCAGCCGGCGGGGUAAGGCUGGGGGAGUCAGGCGAGAGCCUCGCCGGCUCGCGGUGUUUGGGAAGCUGCCAGGAUGGGCGCAGGAGGUGAGAAAACCCACGGGGAUGGGGUCGCGCAAGUGUUGCGCUGGGACCAGUUGUGGCAGUGCUCGCAGACUCCUCCAAAAGCUCUGCGGUUUGCAGGGAAGGGUGAGGAAAGGCAGAGCAGUGCCGCAGAGAGCGGGGAGGCGAGGUGGAAAGGCAGCGGCGCUGCCUGCUGCGGGGAGCAAACGGGUCACCUGCACGGCAUUUCAGCCCUCUCCCCUCCUGCAGCCUGCUGGGGAAGAGUCCAACUUUGCCCCUCCUCGUGGGCUUCACAGCCCUUCCUGUGAGGGCUUUUAUUUAAAUCGAACUCCUCCCUUGAGCCUCUUGUCCCCAGCAGACGAGCUUUUGGGGCUGGACGGAGCCCUGCGAAGGGCUGCCAGCAGCGCCAGGAAUCCGGCCGGGGUGGCUUUUCCAGAAGCUCUUUUACAACACCCGCGUGCGGCGAACAAAUCGGUAACGCAGCCCGCCCCGGUGCCCUCCUGGAAACCUGCAGCCAGCCAGGAAACCGUCUGCCGGCUGCAGGGCUGCGUUCGUGUUUGUGCCACGUGGUACUUCCCCCGCUGCUGCUCAAAGAGACCGCGGCCGCUGCGCCCCGCGGGGCGAUGCCUGCCUGUGCAAAAAGCGAGAGCGGUGCGUGCGGCUGGGGCAUCGGCCCGGCCCCGCUGCCUCCGCGCUCUGGCACACCGCGGGUUUCAGUCCAGGGCGGAUUUUGAGGCGUCCCGGCUGUUUCACGGCUGUGAGGGCGUUGCACGGCGGGUUGCUGAAACCGCAGAUGAAAUGGCAAAAAGCGGCUCUCGUGGCCGUUUCCCAGCGCCCAGGCCACGUCCGGCAGGCAGGAGGAAACGCGGGGAGCAAAUAAGCGUGAAAAGCGGCUCGGGAAAGCUUGCCGCGCGCUUGACCUGGCUCUGCACCAGCUCUGCUCCCUUCCCCCUGGCUCUAAGCCGCUGUUUGUGCCAGCUUUUCUCCCCGGGCUCCCUUGGCAUCGCCCGCGUGACCGUCACGUGCGGCAGGAGCCGGCACGGGGGUGGCCGGGGACCUCUGGGGUGUCCCCUGCCCACGCGGCAGCUGCGGCCCUGAGCAGCUCCGGGUUCCUCCCCUCCCUCCAUCAGCCUGGGAUCUGGAGGCAGACAGCAGCAGGCUGCUGGGCAGCCCGCGGCCGGGCUACGGGACGCUGCAGCAAGACGCCGAUAAAUCCUGCAUGGAGGUCACCGGCUACCAGACCAAGCUGUGGCGGGUGGCCCUGUGCCACGCGUGCUCCGUGCUGACGGCGGGGCUCCUGCUGCUGCUCUUCCACUGGAAACCCAGCCUGGAGGUGCGGGCGAAGUGCGAGCCCUGCGCCCUGGGCCAGGCAGACUGGGUCAUCAUCAGGGACCGCUUUGGACAGUGCUUCACCACGUGUGUGCAGACGGAGGUGCUGGGCGAAGGCAGCAGCCUGGAGCAUCACCCGGGGGCCAGGCUGGAGGACCGGAGGACCAGCAUCGCCAUCGGCGUGGCGGACGAGGAGGAGAGCCGGGACACCAUCCGGCUCCAUGAGAAGGAAGAGAAGAACAUCUUGCGGUACUAUCUCUUCGAGGGCUUGCGUUACGUCUGGAUCGAAAGGUGGCAGGCGUACUGCAAAGUCAGCGUCCUGGAUGAAGGCUGGACCUGUGCGGAUCUCCACCUCUCCCAGGCUGGGCUUGACCAGCAAGACCACAGCACCAGAAGGAAGAUCUACGGACCGAACCUCAUCGAGGUGCCGGUCAAGUCCUACGCGAGGCUCUUGGUGGAGGAGGUACUCAACCCCUUCUACAUCUUCCAAGUGUUCAGCAUCGUGCUGUGGGUCUGCGAUGCCUACUACUACUACGCUGCCUGCAUCUUCCUCAUCUCCACCAUCUCCCUGGGGCUGUCCCUCUACGAGACGAGGAAGCAAAGCACCACGCUGCAGAACAUGGCCAAGAUGUCAGUCAGCGUCCGAGUCCGCCGCCCUGACGGAGAGGAGGCAGUGGUGAGCUCCGCGGACCUGGUGCCAGGCGAUUGCAUCAGCCUCCCCUCGGAUGGGAUGCUGGUCCCCUGCGACGCCGCGCUGCUGUCGGGCGAGUGCAUGGUCAACGAGAGCAUGCUGACGGGGGAGAGCGUGCCGGUGAUGAAAACGCCUCUCCCGGCCUGCGGCGGGGCCGCCAGCGCUGUCUACUCUCCCGAGGAACACCGGCGACACACGCUGUUCUGCGGGACGCAGGUCAUCCAAGCCAAGUCCUACGUGGGCAAGGAAGUGCUGGCCGUGGUCACCCGCACAGGGUUCUGCACGGCCAAAGGGGAUCUCAUCAGCUCCAUCCUCUACCCCAAGCCCGUCAGCUUCAAGUUCUACAAGGACUCUGUGAAGUUUGUCUUGUUCCUCGCUGUCCUGGCUUUUAUCGGCACGCUGUACAGCAUCCUCAUCUUGGUUAAAAACCAGGUUCCCGUGGGGCAAAUCAUCAUCCGUGCCCUCGACCUCGUCACCGUCAUCGUGCCGCCGGCUCUCCCAGCCGCUAUGACCGUGGGCACCAUCUACGCCCAGAACAGGCUGAAGAAACAGGGCAUCUUCUGCAUCAGCCCUCCCCGCAUCAACCUGUGCGGCAAGAUCCGCCUGGUUUGCUUCGACAAGACGGGGACGCUCACGGAGGAAGGGCUGGAUGUCUGGGGAGUGGUCCCGCUGGAGAACCACCGUUUCAUGCCUAUCGCCUACGAGCCACGCCACCUGCCCGGCGGCCCCCUGCUCUAUGCCCUGGCCGCCUGCCACACCGUCUCACUGCUGCGGGCGCAGCCCAUCGGGGACCCCGUGGACCUCAAGAUGAUGGAAUCCACCGGCUGGCGCCUGGAGAUGAUGGAGGAGGAUGAAGGCGAGCUGCCCAGCUUCCAGCAGUUUGGGACGAAGGUCCUGGCCGUGAUGAAGCCUCCGCCCGAGGCAGAACAGCCGCCAGGCAGGAAGCACCAGUCACCCGUGGGGAUCCUCCGGCGCUUCCCCUUCUCCUCCUCCCUGCAGAGGACAAGCGUCCUGGCAAAGCUGCCUGGUGAGGAUGCGGCCCAAGCCUAUGUCAAGGGGGCACCGGAGAUGGUGGCCAGCCUUUGCAGGAAGGAAACAGUGCCCCCGGAUUUCUCCCAGAUGCUGCGGCUCUACACCACGGACGGUUUCCGCGUCCUGGCUCUGGCUUACAAACCCCUGAGCACGGUGACGACCUUCGAGGAGGCCCUGCAGCUGACGAGGGACUCUGCAGAGAGCAGCCUGACCUUCCUUGGGUUCCUCGUCAUGAAAAACGUCCUCAAGCCAGAGUCCGAGCCCGUGAUCCGCCUCCUGAGGAACGCCAACGUCCGCCCCGUCAUGGUGACAGGAGACAACAUGCUGACAGCCGUGAACGUCGCCAGGAGCUGCCGCAUGGUGGAGCCCAAGGAGCAGGUCAUCUUUGUGAGCGCCUGCCCGCCCAGCCACGACAAACCUGCUGCCCUGAAAUUCAUCCCCGCCGAACUCUCACAGGGCGAGGAGCAGCCGGAGGGUCUGUACCAGCAGGAUGGGUGCCUCCCGCAGCCCUGCCACCUGGCGCUGAACGGCAAGUCCUUCGCCGUGGUUCGCGAGCACUUCCCUGAGCUGCUGCCCAAGAUCCUCAUCCGAGCAACUGUUUUCGCCCGCAUGUCGCCUGACCAGAAGACUCAGCUGGUGUGCAGCCUGCAGGAGCUCAACUACUGCGUGGGGAUGUGCGGGGAUGGGGCCAACGACUGCGGGGCGCUGAAGGCGGCCGACGUGGGCAUCUCGCUCUCGGAGGCAGAGGCAUCCGUGGCAUCGCCGUUCACCUCCCGCCUUGCCAACAUCGAGUGUGUGCCCACGGUCAUCCGGGAGGGCAGGUGCUCACUGGUCACCUCCUUCGGGGUGUUUAAGUACAUGGCCCUGUACAGCCUGGUGCAGUUCGUGUCCGUGCUGCUGCUCUACACGAUUAACACCAACCUGAGCGACUUCCAGUUCCUCUUCUUCGACCUGAUCAUCACCACCACCGUGGCGGUGCUGAUGGGUCGGACGGGUCCCGCCAAGGAGCUGGGAGCCGAGCGUCCCCAAGGGGCGCUGAUCAGCGUCCUCGUGCUGGGCAGCCUGCUCCUCCAGACGGCUCUGCUCAUCACUGUGCAAGUCCUCAGCUAUUUCAUCACUGUCUCGCAGAGCUGGUACGUGCCACUGAACAGCACGGUGACGGCUCCCCAGAACCUGCCCAACUAUGAGAACACAGUCCUCUUCUGCGUCACGGGCUUCCAGUACCUCAUCCUGGCAGUCGCCAUGUCCAAGGGGUACCCAUUUCGGGAGCCGCUCUACACCAAUGUGCUCUUCCUGGCGGUCCUCGUCAUCCUCUUUGGCCUCAUGAUAUGGCUGACCCUGUAUCCGCUGGGCUUCCCCAAAACCCUGCUGAAGCUGCAGGGCAUCGAUGACUUGAAUUUCAAGCUGCUGCUGCUGGGAAUUGCCACACUCAACUUCUUCGCCGCCUUUGUGCUGGAGACCGCCCUGGACCACGGCUUGCUCAGCUGCUUGCGCAAGCUGCGCAGGAAGAAAGCAUCCAAAAAGCUUUUCAAGAGGCUGGAGAAGGAGCUGAGCCAGCAGCAGCCAUCUUGGCCACCCCUUAACGAACCGCUCUUCGCUACUCCCAGGCUGUCCAUCGCCGUGAGAUAGCAGGUGCCGAGCCUCCCUCCUCCCUGCUCUGCGGGCAGGUGCUGCCCGCCAGUGCUCGGCUGCCACCGUUUAUUUAUUUGGCCUGGUAGCAGGGCCGGCCACAAGCAUCUGUGCCUGGCUCCAGCGUGACCCGGAGGCGUCCGUCCCAGGCAAGGGAUGCAGCAGGCGGCCGAAGAUGGGCAGCACAGCUCGUCUUCCCCACAGGGAGACCCUCGGCAUCACAGCUGUGAAGCCACACGCUCCAGAAAGGAUGUGGCCGGUCUUGCGGCCGCGUCCAGCUGAGCCCUGGCCGAGAGGAGGCGGUGGGAGAUGCUGGAGGAGCACAGUGGGGAGUUUCGCAUGGGGAUGCUGCCUUUCUUCUUCCCCCGAGCCCCACGCCCUCCUGGCUGGUCAAAGCCACGAAGUCAGGGGUCCCUCUCCUGCUGGCGGCGGUGGCACCCACCCUGGCCUUAGGGCUCUGCUCACUGUGAAGAACCCGCUUCCUCCUCCCCCUGGGCUGCCCUGGAUGUGUAGGAACUGUUUACAAACCGCCCCAGCUUUGUGAAGGAUGCGUCUUGAGCCAGCCAUCAACCGCCGUGUCCCACUGAGAGGCUCGGAGCGUUUCACGCAGAGCCGAAGCAGGUUUUGCCCUUCGGUUCACCGGAGCGGCUGGAAGGGCAGCAUCCCCUUCCCUGAGCUGCAGGAAGUUUCGGCAUGGGAUCCAGCAAAGUCCCUCCGAGCCCUCUCCACGUGAACACAGUGGUGAUGCUUCUGCAGAGCGCUCCCGCCGCCGUCUCUGUCAGGCAGGAGCUUUGUAGCAUUAAAAACCCCGGAUCUCUAUUUUUUAACUCCAUUCCAGUGCGUAGAGGUGUAAGUGCAGUUGGGAGAAUGGCGUACCACUUCUGGUUUUCAUACGGUGCUGUUGUGAGUGUGUCUAAUAAAUUAACACUAUUUUCUUGA